CAAGGAUAUAAAUUAUAUCACUCCUAUGUACCACGACUAAUCAAACCUUCAACAGUUCAAAAUCAAAGAUGGCAAAGCUUGUAUUUUUAUUUGCAUUCCUUCUGGUCUAUGUUGCUGUCAACUGCGCUGCCGUCAGAAUCGAUAACUAUGAGGAAUCUGUUUAUAUAGCAUAUGAAAAUGACUUCAGGAAAGCAGACGACACGACUUUCAUUUCAAAAAAGAAUUUUCCUAUGAUGACGGUGAAAAACAAUUAUGAAGUCGACAGUCAAAGAAUUGGAAAGAAGAAAGGACAUUUGGUAGUCUUAUACUCACAAAAUGAACAUAAAACCAUAGUACCAGCUGUGCAAUUCUUAUUUACCGAUGAACAUUAUUUUAACAUCAUAAAGAGGACCAUGAUGCAGUCAACAAGAUGAUAGAGGAUAAAUUAUAGAACAAUAAAGA
Mytilus trossulus (common blue mussel) is the source of this 441-nucleotide messenger RNA. RefSeq lists its product as uncharacterized. NCBI's taxonomy places the organism in Eukaryota, Metazoa, Mollusca, Bivalvia, Mytilida, Mytilidae. The record is from RefSeq and is a predicted model, not a curated record. Bases 69 to 413 code for a protein of 114 amino acids. The transcript is spliced from 4 exons.